Molecule: messenger RNA, 1963 nt
Organism: Dipodomys spectabilis (banner-tailed kangaroo rat)
Lineage: Eukaryota; Metazoa; Chordata; Mammalia; Rodentia; Heteromyidae
Gene: Tent5c
Product: terminal nucleotidyltransferase 5C
Exons: 2
Coding region: 117-1292 (391 amino acids)
Biological process (GO): mRNA stabilization
Molecular function (GO): RNA binding; poly(A) RNA polymerase activity
Source: RefSeq, a predicted model, not a curated record
GCUGCCUGGGGCUGUGGACAUCGCGCCGCUCCGGCCCGGGGCUGCCCACCGCGAGGACCUGCCGCUGUCGCCUCCUCUCCACGGCCCAGUUUUCCCCGGCCACCACGUCCCCUGAGAUGGCAGACGAGAGCAGAAGCUCCAGGGCCUGUGCGUCCUUCAGCGUCCUCAGCUGGGAUCAGGUUAGCCGGCUGCACGAGGUCUUGACCGAGGUCGUCCCCAUCCAUGGACGUGGCAACUUCCCAACCUUGGAGAUAACCUUGAAGGACAUUGUGCAGACCGUCCGCAGCCGCCUGGAGGAGGCAGGCAUCCGAGUGCAGGACGUGCGGCUGAAUGGCUCUGCUGCCGGACACGUGUUGGUCAAAGACAAUGGCUUGGGUUGCAAAGACCUGGACCUGAUUUUUCACGUGGCUCUUCCGACGGAGGCUGAAUUCCAGCUGGUGAGGGACGUGGUUCUGUGCUCCCUUCUGAACUUCCUGCCGGAGGGCGUGAACAAGCUCAAGAUCAGCCCCGUCACGCUGAAGGAGGCGUACGUGCAGAAGCUGGUGAAAGUCUGCACGGACACGGACCGCUGGAGCCUCAUCUCCCUCUCCAACAAGAACGGGAGGAACGUGGAGCUGAAGUUUGUCGACUCUAUCCGGCGCCAGUUCGAGUUCAGCGUGGACUCCUUCCAGAUCAUCCUGGACUCUCUGCUCUUUUUCUACGAUUGCUCGAGUAACCCCAUCUCCGAGCACGUCCACCCCACAGUGAUCGCGGAGAGCGUGUACGGGGACUUUGAGGAGGCCUUCGACCACUUGCAGAACAGACUGAUCGCCACCAAGAACCCGGAAGAGAUCCGAGGUGGGGGGCUGCUGAAGUACAGCAACCUCCUUGUGCGGGACUUCCGGCCUGCCGACCAGGAGGAGAUCAAAACCCUGGAGCGCUACAUGUGCUCCCGGUUCUUCAUCGACUUCCCCGACAUCCUGGAGCAGCAGAGGAAGCUGGAGACAUACCUCCAGAACCACUUCGCCGAAGAAGAGGGGAGCAAGUACGACUACCUGGUGAUCCUCCGCAGAGUGGUGAACGAGAGCACGGUGUGCCUCAUGGGACACGAGCGCCGCCAGACCCUCAACCUCAUCUCCCUGCUGGCCCUGCGGGUGCUGGCCGAGCAGAACAUCAUCCCCAGUGCCACCAACGUCACGUGCUACUACCAGCCAGCCCCGUACGUCAGCGACGGCAACUUCAACAACUACUACAUCGCCCACCCUCCCAUCCCCUACAGCCAGCCUUACCCUACCUGGCUGCCCUGUAACUAACAUGAAGUCGCGGGGCCCCCUCUCCACGCUGGGGCUCAGCAGGGCAAAGCCUGCCAGGUAGAGCAGCCUCCUUCUAGAUGUAGGUGUUUGGCUUUUAAAGGGGGCAACUCAGCUCUGAUUUCUGCUUUUUUUUGAUGCGUGUUACCCAUCGGAGUGGGUCGAUCACAAGCCAGCCCCCAGAAGACCCACUUUCUAAGUGCCGCGUGGCAAAACACAAUAGGAAAUGUCACCUAGCCACAGCCUUUCCAACACAAGACACUGUCCCGCCGUGUGUGUCACAGACAUGGGCACUAGCCAUCCGGCUCUGGGCAGUGUUUGAUUUGGUGUAGAGCCUGGGCCACACAGGAGAAGUUGUAAGCUACUCUAGGGCAGGCUGUGGUUGGCCCUUGCUUGAGAUUCUCAGCAAUUUCAUGUCAUUUGUGCUGAGUGUCUCUCCUAUUGUGUGUCUUUUAAUCAGGCCAAAAAAAAAAAAGAGAGAAACAGAGGGUGCUCUUGUGAUUGGAAUUUUGUUCCCGGGACUCAGCGGUAUAUGUUUAGUCCCUAUCAGAGGAACGGAGGAUUUCUCUGAUCAAUAAACCAAAGGUAAUUGCUGGAGACUUCGGCUCUGGUUGGAAGUGGUUUAUGGUUUAGACCCUGUGCUAUCUUGAGGAAUUACAAGAUAUUAUAGAGAG